Molecule: messenger RNA, 963 nt
Organism: Angiostrongylus costaricensis
Lineage: Eukaryota; Metazoa; Nematoda; Chromadorea; Rhabditida; Metastrongylidae
Source: the annotation of a GenBank genome assembly
AUGGUGGUCGAACAAAUGCAGCUGAAGGGCACCCUUGAGGGCCACAAUGGAUGGGUCACUCAGAUCGCUACGUUCACUCGCAACGACAAGAACACCGUAAUUUCAUCAUCUAGAGAUCGCACAAUCAUCCUUUGGGACGUAGACAACUUUGUCAUCGAUAUCGACGCUAUUGGUCGUCCUGUUAAAGCGCUGACGGGACACAAUCAUUUCGUCUCUGACGUCGCUAUCUCCUCGGAUGGCCAGUUCGCCCUUUCCGGCUCGUGGGACAAAACUCUUCGUCUGUGGGAUCUCACAACUGGUCAAUCUACUCGCCAGUUUUCUUCCCAUACGAAAGAUGUACUUUCCGUUGCAUUUUCUGGUGAUAACCGCCAAAUCGUGUCCGGUUCGAGGGAUCGCACCAUCAAACUGUGGAACACCCUAGCUCAGUGCAAAUAUACCAUUACAGAGGAUUGUCACACUGACUGGGUGUCCACUGUCAGGUUCUCGCCAUCACUUCGUGAUCCUGUGAUUGUUUCAGCUGGUUGGGAUAAGAUCGUAAAGGUGUGGAAUCUUGGAAACUGUCGCCUGAAGACCAAUCACAUAGGACAUACCGGUUAUGUUAGUACUGUGACAGUUUCCCCUGAUGGAUCACUAUGUGCGUCCGGUGGCAAGGACGGACAGGCUAUGCUGUGGGAUCUGAACGAGGGCAAGCACCUAUAUACUCUCAAUGGUAAUGAUGUUAUCCACGCUAUGGCCUUCUCACCAAACCGAUACUGGCUUUGUGCUGCCGUUGGUCCGGUCAUCAAGAUUUGGGAUCUGGAAGACAAGCGUGAAAUUGAAGAACUGAAGCCCGAGAUCACAGGAAAGAGCACGACCGCUCCACAGUGUGUCUCACUGGCUUGGUCUCAAGAUGGGCAGACUCUUUAUGCUGGAUACACCGAUAAUGUGAUACGUGUGUGGCAGGUGUCCGUGCGUACAAGCUGA